AUGCAAGAGACCGGUCCAUGUAGGAAUAAGCCUUGUGUGAAUGGAGAUUGCACGAAUCAAUUUGGAGGAGGGGAAGAUUUCUAUACGUGUGACUGCUACCCCGGUUGGCAGGGUGACAACUGCGAAAUAGAUAUCGAUGAAUGCAUCGUAUUUGGAUUCCCAUGCCAAAAUGGAGCAGAGUGCAACAAUCUGGAGAAUGCAUAUUCCUGCAAUUGUACGUCUGGCUGGACUGGAUUCAAUUGUACUGAAGAUUUUGAUGAGUGCUCAAGUAUUCCAUGUCUGAAUGGCGCUACCUGUACAAAUCUGCAAGAUAGGUUUAACUGCACGUGCCCCUUACAGUGGACAGGAACACGAUGUGAAAUAGAGAAAAAUGCAUGUAUCGGUGACCCCUGUCUUAAUGGAGGCACAUGUAACAACUACUAUGACUACUACACAUGCACCUGCCCUGCUCAUUUUCUUGGUGCUCAUUGUGAAGAUGCCUCAAGUAUAUGCUAUGCGACUGGUGAUCCUCACUAUUUGACCUUCGAUGACGUAUGGCAUGACUUCCAGGGUGAUUGCGAGUAUACUCUGGUCCAGGAAUGCAGAGAUGGCACAGACUCACCAUUUAGAGUUGAUGUCAGGAAUAUUGACAAGGAAGAGAAUAUCUAUGGAUCAUAUACCUAUGAAGUAACAGUUCAAGUCUUUGAAGUGGAAAUCACUUUGAAACAAGACAGAGAGGUGUUUGUCAAUGGACGGCGAGUGACCCUACCUGCAGAACCAAUAUCAGGAUUGACCGUGAAAAGCAUUGGUUUCUAUGUGGAAGUAUCAGCCGACGUCCAGUCAAAUGGUCAGAAUGUUUAUAUCUUUGUCAAAUGGGAUGGUCAACGAACUGUUGAGGUCAGACUGCCAUUUGCCCAGUAUCAGAAUAUCACAUGUGGUCUAUGUGGUAAUUUCAAUGGGAACCUGACAGACGAGUUUAUUAUGCAAGAUGGCCAGUUGGCGACUGAUGUUCAAGAGUUUGGCAAUAGUUGGACAGUAAACCCUGCAACUUGUGUCCCGUUGGUUCCUGAAGAUAAUCUCUGCAACGAAACGUCUGAUGCGUAUAACCAGGCUUCCCUUGCCUGUCAAAUCAUAACAGAUUCUACAGGGCCUUUUCAGAGAUGUUUUGACACUCUUGACCCCAUUCCAUUCUAUGAUGCAUGCGUGUUUGAUGGCUGUAUAGUCCCUGCUAGUCAGCUCAACGAAACAACAUGCCAUCUCAUUGAACUCUACGCACAGGCAUGCCUUGACCGCGAAGCUGUCAUAGAGGAUUGGAGAAACGAUUCCUUCUGUCCGGUUUCCUGCCCAGCUGACCAGGCAUACAGUUGGUGUACCGAUGCCUGUCCAUCUACCUGUUAUGAUGUCAUACAAGGGGCUUCCCCAAUCUGUGACAGACCAUGUGUUGAGGGAUGCCGGUGUCCAGAUGGCCUGGUGUUUGAUGGCUUUGACUGUGUAGACAUGAGCCAAUGUGGAUGUUAUGUGGAUGGAAUAUACUACUCGAUUGGGGAUAGCAUUUACACCCCUGGCUGCUUCUCCAAGCGCACUUGCAGCGGUAACAAUAAGAUUGAUAGCUCUGCCCAGACCUGCAGCGAGUUUGCUACUUGUAGAAUUGAGGAAGGCGAACAUGGCUGCAAUUGUCUAGCUGGUUAUGCUGGAGAUGGAAUCACGUGUUCAGACAUCAACGAGUGUGACAGCAGCCCGUGUAUCAAUGGAGCAUGUGUGAAUGACAUCAACUUCUAUGCGUGUAACUGUGACCGUGGAUGGUCUGGUUACAACUGUGACCUUGCCUGUGUGGAGAAUCCUUGUGGAAAUGGAGGCUCCUGUGUGGAAAUCGAUGCUACUUCAUUUGAGUGCCAAUGCCCUUUCCCAUUCAAUGGAACAUUCUGUGAAAUCAGUGAGUACAUGUAG
Lytechinus variegatus (green sea urchin) is the source of this 1926-nucleotide messenger RNA. Its product is annotated as zonadhesin-like. Lineage: Eukaryota; Metazoa; Echinodermata; Echinoidea; Temnopleuroida; Toxopneustidae. The coding region runs from base 1 to 1926 and encodes 641 amino acids. The record is from RefSeq and is a predicted model, not a curated record. The transcript has 13 exons. Gene Ontology annotation, molecular function: calcium ion binding.